AGGAUUUCAUCACUAAAUUCAGCCAUUUGGUGAAGACACUGCAUGCUGAGUAAUACCAUUUGGUGUAAUGGUAACAGUACCCAGCAGAUGUUAGCUGGAAUAUAAAAGUCAUCAUUUGAAGUAGCUAGUCAAUCCACUGGCUAUACUGACUAGCAACUCCUAAAAAACUCGCAUCUGCACGAUAUCUUUAUGUUUUUGAGACUUCCCAAAGUAUCCCCACCAAUACAAAUGUCAUCUGUGGCUACGUUUGUCGAAUCCGCAAUUCAAGGAAAUAAUAUUGUUGUGUUUGCCAAAACCACAUGCAGCUACUGUUUCAAGGCCAAGCAACUCCUAGAGUCCAAGGGCCUCAGCUUCUUUGUUGUUGACCUGGAUAAGCGAAACGAUGGGCCUAGUAUUCAAUCAUAUUUGACUACAAAGACUAACCAGAGGACUGUUCCCAAUAUUUUUAUCAAACAGGCUCAUAUUGGUGGCUACAGUGACUUGUCUGCUUACAGUACCAGUGGAGGAUUGGAUAGGUUGCUAAAUUGAAUUUCUAUUGCACUUGCCUGACUUUUUUAGGCCGCAUCUCUUCAUCAGAUAGUUGUGGUAUUCUAAUCAACUCAUUCGUUACAACUAUGGAAUUAAUUAUAUUAUUUUC
Molecule: messenger RNA, 637 nt
Organism: Batrachochytrium dendrobatidis JAM81
Lineage: Eukaryota; Fungi; Chytridiomycota; Chytridiomycetes; Rhizophydiales
Exons: 2
Coding region: 190-528 (112 amino acids)
Biological process (GO): cellular response to oxidative stress
Cellular component (GO): cytoplasm
Molecular function (GO): glutathione disulfide oxidoreductase activity
Source: RefSeq, a predicted model, not a curated record